AUGACGACUCACACGCUAGCAGGAUUGCCCAAGACUUCGACUUUUACCAAAUACAUCACUCCAGAUUUCAGAAUUCCGGAUGUUAAGACGGCAAAAGAUAACCAUGAUAACAUCAUCAGAAAACCAAGAAUCUUAAAAGACGGGGGGUUUUCAUGGACCUUACCUGAGGAAAGAAAGAGUUAUCAGUAUCUUACAUCAAGUGAUACGGGUUUGAAAGAUUUGGGUUUGGAUCCUGAACAAGUUCAUGACCCGGAGUAUCAAAAGAUUGUCAGUGGUGAAAUUUAUAAGGAGAACCCAGAAUUCUUGAAGCAAAAUCCUUUCCCAUACUCUCAAGCAUAUGCUGGUUGGCAAUUCGGUCAAUUUGCAGGUCAAUUGGGUGAUGGUAGAGUUCAUAAUUUGUUUGAAAUUCCUAAAAAUUUCAAUGAUCGAACUAACCGAAAUAAGUUUGAAUUCCAAUUAAAAGGUUCUGGAAUGACUCCUUAUUCCAGAUUCGCCGAUGGUAAAGCAGUAUUGAGAUCCUCAAUUCGUGAAUAUAUCAUAUCUGAGCAUUUAAAUGCUGUUGGGAUUCCUUCCACAAGAGCACUUUCUUUAACUUAUUUACCCCAAACUUUUGCUCAACGUCAUGCCGCUGAAAAAUGUGCUAUUGUUUCUAGGUUUGCUGAGUCUUGGAUCAGAUUAGGAAGCUUUGAUUUAUAUAGAUGGAGAGGUGACCGUAAAGGUGUUAGACAAUUGUCAGAUUAUGUUAUUAAUGAAUUGUUUACAAUUAAUAGAGAACAAUUCCAUCAUUUAUCAAAAAUUUUAGAUUCUAAAAAUGAUUUUUUUGAAAAUUCAAAAACAACAAUUGGUGAAUUAACUAAUUAUGAUAAAAUGUAUUUGGAAAUAAUUAUUAGAAAUGCUAUCACCACUGCUAAAUGGCAAUGUUAUGGAUUCUUAAAUGGGGUUUUAAAUACUGAUAAUACCUCAGUAUUGGGUUUAUCAAUUGAUUUUGGUCCCUUUUCAAUAAUGGAUAAAUAUGAUCCAAAUUAUACUCCAAAUUCUGAAGAUCAUGAACAUAGAUAUGGUUAUGCAAAUACACCAACCGCCAUAUGGUGGAAUUUAACAAGAUUAGGUGAAGAUUUAGCUGAAUUGAUUGGAGGUGGUUCAAAGUUGGUUAAUGAUGAUUAUUUUGUAAACACCGGUAUUAAACCUGAAUGGGAAGAUCGUAUUAUUACAAGAGCUACAAAAAUAAUUGAAGCUGGUGGUGAAAUAUAUAAAUAUGCUUUUACUAAAACAUAUGUGGAAACUCUUUUUAGCAGAUUAGGGUUAUCCUCAAAAUUGAUCAAUAUUGAAAAUCCAGAUGAACAAAAUGCUGAUUUAAUAGAUCCAAUGUUAGACAUGUUAUACAAAGUUCAAUGUGAUUAUAAUAAGUUUUUUUUAAUUUUACAUUCAAUAGACUUAGAUGGUGGAUCAUUUGACUCGUCUAGAGUGGCAGAAUCUAUUUUAUUACCAACAUUUAACAAGCAAACAUCAAAAUAUGAUCAAAAAGAAUUAACCGAAGAAAUUUCAAAAUGGUUGGAUACUUAUAAAAAAUAUUUAACAAAAUCAGAAAGAAGUGAACCCGGUUUAAGAAAAUCAUUGGCUGCAAAAUCAAAUCCAUUAUUCUUACCAAGAAAUUGGAUUUUAGACCAAGUUAUUCAAUAUACUCAAGAUUCAAAUGCCGAAGAUUUGAGUUAUUUGAAAAAAUUAGAAAAAAUGAGUUUCCAUCCAUACGAUAAAUCAAAAUGGGGUAAUGAAUUGAAAGAAGUUGAAUCAACUUGGUUAUUACAAAGUGACAUGGGUGAUGAUUAUUCAAUGCUUCAAUGUAGUUGUUCCAGUUAG
This is a messenger RNA of Hyphopichia burtonii NRRL Y-1933, 1857 nucleotides long. RefSeq lists its product as uncharacterized. The record is from RefSeq and is a predicted model, not a curated record. Lineage: Eukaryota; Fungi; Ascomycota; Pichiomycetes; Serinales; Debaryomycetaceae. The coding region runs from base 1 to 1857 and encodes 618 amino acids. The transcript has a single exon.